AAAGUAAGUUCCAUAUUGUUCCCCUGAAUUAAGAUGUGGAAACUUUGCUUGUGGAUCGAAUGGCUUUUCUUGACUUCACUGCUGACAAUCACAUCCAGGACACAUGCUCAAGUACUUAGGCAGACGAGAGUACCAUACAUAAAAGAUAAACCGUUUAUUUCCUUUUGGAAUGCACCUACAGCGCAGUGUAAACUGAGAUACAAAGUUGAUCUGGACCUCAGUGUUUUUGACAUUGUUGCAAACACCAAUGAAACUUUGAGUGGUUCUAAUGUCACAAUAUUCUAUCACACUCACCUUGGGUAUUACCCGUACAUCACCGAUGAUGGACACUCUUUUAAUGGUGGUGUGCCACAAAAUGAGAGCCUCAAAAGGCACCUGAAGAAAGCUGAGCUUGAUAUUGAAAAACUCAUACCAUGCAAAAAAUUUACUGGUCUAGGGGUAAUCGACUGGGAGAACUGGAGACCUCAAUGGGAUAGAAACUGGGGAAAUAAAACAAUCUACAGAAAUAAAUCCAUCGAACUCGUCAAGGCUCAACAUCCUGAUUGGUCUGAUGCCAAGCUCAGUCAAGUAGCCAAAAAGGAAUUUGACCAAGCUGCGGAUAAUUUUAUGACCGAGACGAUUAUUAAAGCACAGAAUGUGAGGCCCCAUGGACUCUGGGGAUACUAUCUAUUUCCUGAUUGUUACAACUAUGACUACAAAACGCAUCCUCAUGCAUUCACAGGCAAAUGUCCAGAUAUUGAACUGAAACGUAAUGAUAUGCUGUUGUGGAUGUGGAAGAGUGUCAAUGCCCUGUACCCUUCUAUAUAUCUUGACUAUGUUUUGAAAUCAAGCCCAAAUGCCCUUAAAUUUGUUCACCAUCGUGUAAAAGAGGCAAUGAGAGUGGCUUCAAUGGCAAGAAAAGACUACGAUUUGCCAGUUUUUGUGUACUCCAGGCCUUUUUACGCAUACACUUUCCAUGUUUUGACAGAGGUUGACCUAGUUAAAACAAUCGGGGAGAGUGCUGCGUUAGGGGCAGCAGGAAUCGUGCUGUGGGGAGGGAUGGAUUACGCCAGUACGAAGGAAAGCUGUAAUACUGUAAAGAAAUACGUGGAUGGACCCCUGGGCCACUACAUUGUUAAUGUGACUUCAGCAGCCAAACUUUGUAGUAAAGUUUUAUGCAAAAUGAAUGGGAGGUGUAUCAGGAAGCACGUUCAUUCAACGUCCUACUUACAUUUAAACCCUAAUAACUACGAGAUCAAGAAACGUUCCCCAGGCUGGGGACAUUCUGUGACGGGGAGCCUGGGAGAGGAAGACAUUUUGUACAUGAAGCAGAAGUUUGUGUGUCAGUGUUAUGAAGGCUGGAUUGGAAUAUCCUGCGAACUCCCAAAAUCCGGAAAACUAAAUUGGAAAAGAAAUGAUUUUACAAAUGGGUCAGGAAAGAUAGCUGCCUUGAAUAUUGUGUUCUACGCAGUAUUUCAAAUUUGUAUUUUAUUACAAAUCAAUGCUUGA
Pelobates fuscus (common spadefoot toad) is the source of this 1488-nucleotide messenger RNA. RefSeq names its product hyaluronidase-1-like. The record is from RefSeq and is a predicted model, not a curated record. Gene Ontology annotation, biological process: hyaluronan catabolic process; carbohydrate metabolic process. Gene Ontology annotation, cellular component: cytoplasmic vesicle. NCBI's taxonomy places the organism in Eukaryota, Metazoa, Chordata, Amphibia, Anura, Pelobatidae. The transcript has 3 exons. Gene Ontology annotation, molecular function: hyalurononglucosaminidase activity. The coding region runs from base 34 to 1488 and encodes 484 amino acids.